CAAUCGCGCACAAUAAUCAGCUGUCGAUUUUUAUUGCAAUAAUUUAUUAUGAACACAAUGCGCGCUAACAAAUGAACAGAACUGUCUUCCGCUAAGAAGCAAUCACGGUGGUGAUCUCGGGUUUGUGCGGCGCGGGGCCAUGGCGCGGAGCGGGGUCGGCGAGUGAGCGCGCUGGUGGCGGGCGAGGCCCGAGCGCCGCGGGUGCGGGUGCGGGUGCGGCUGCGGGUGCGGGCCCGGCAUGUGGAGGCAUGGCCGAGGCGGCGGCGGGCACGUCGCGCGGGCUCCGCGUCUACAAGAUCGUGGUGCUGGGCGACGGCGGCGUGGGCAAGUCCGCCGUCACUCUGCAGUUCGUAAGCCACAGCUUCCUGGACUACCACGACCCCACUAUAGAGGAUUCAUAUCAGCAGCAAGCUGUUAUUGACGGGGAGCCAGCCUUGUUGGACAUUUUGGACACAGCGGGACAGGUGGAAUUCACAGCGAUGCGGGAGCAGUACAUGCGGUGUGGUGAAGGCUUUGUGCUUUGCUACUCUGUAACAGACCGGCGGUCCUUUAGGGCUGCAGCCGAGUACCGCCGGCUGCUUGCACAGGCCCGUCCUACAGAGCGCCUGCCCCUUGUGCUUGUUGGGAAUAAGCUAGACUUGGCUCCAAGGUGUAGACAGGUGACAACUGAAGAAGGCUCAGCUUUGGCCACACAGCUUGGAUGUCCAUUCUUUGAGACGUCGGCCGCGCUGAGGCAUUUCGUCGAUGAUGCGUUUCACGCGCUCGUGCGUGAGAUACGGCGGCUGGAGCGACAGAGACAGUCCUCACUAAUGGGCACCGGCAUAUCGACGGGCGGCGGCCGCCGGCGCUGGCGGCGCCUGCGCAGCAUCUUCGCGCUCGUGUUCCGCCGCAGGCGCCGCGACCCCUGAACGUAAGCCUUAACACAACCCCUGUAGGUUCAGUAUACAUUGACAGGCCGUGGCGGUUAUGACGUUUGCUUACUGUGCAAUCAAUGGUAUUCUAAUGAUUAAUAUUGUUUUUUUUUUCAACCACGGAACGUAAGCCUUAACGCAACCCCAAUAGGUUCAGUAUAGAUUGACAGGCCGUGGCGGUUAUGACGUUUCGUUACUGUGCAACCAAUGGUAUUGUGAAAACGAAUGAAUUGAUACUGUUUUGUUUUUGCAAUCCACUAAAUGUAAGCCUUAACACAACCCCUAAAGGUUCAAAUUAGAGUGGCGAUUACGUCGUCUGGUUAGGGCCUCCUCAAACCUAUUGACGCGGCAUCUACCAAAAAUCGCUAGGUUUGGGGAAACCCUUACCGAGUAUUAUGAAGUGAUAUUUAUUUUUGUUUUAGACCAUCUGAAUGGAAGUCUUAACGCAACCGCAUUAGGUUCAGAUUAUAUUGAGAGCAGUGGCAGUUAUGACGUUUGGUUACUGCGUGAACCAAUGAUAUUGUAAUACAUAUUUUUUUUUAUUAAAAAAAUAAAAUGAGCAUUUGACUUAACCUUUUCCAGGUUGUCUAUUGUUUGCCCGACAGUCAUUUAAGA
Leguminivora glycinivorella is the source of this 1526-nucleotide messenger RNA. RefSeq names its product GTP-binding protein Rit2 (gene Ric). Lineage: Eukaryota; Metazoa; Arthropoda; Insecta; Lepidoptera; Tortricidae. The coding region runs from base 249 to 908 and encodes 219 amino acids. The record is from RefSeq and is a predicted model, not a curated record. Gene Ontology annotation, cellular component: plasma membrane. The transcript is spliced from 5 exons. Gene Ontology annotation, molecular function: GTP binding; calmodulin binding; GDP binding. Gene Ontology annotation, biological process: Ras protein signal transduction.